Messenger RNA from Cygnus olor (mute swan), 1067 nucleotides. RefSeq names its product secreted frizzled-related protein 2-like. The coding region runs from base 57 to 917 and encodes 286 amino acids. Gene Ontology annotation, biological process: negative regulation of canonical Wnt signaling pathway; canonical Wnt signaling pathway; non-canonical Wnt signaling pathway. The transcript is spliced from 4 exons. NCBI's taxonomy places the organism in Eukaryota, Metazoa, Chordata, Aves, Anseriformes, Anatidae. Gene Ontology annotation, molecular function: Wnt-protein binding. The record is from RefSeq and is a predicted model, not a curated record.
CCUGUGCUCGGGAGGUUUGACAGCUCCCUGUUUGGCAACCCAGGACUCACUAGAAGAUGUUAUUGAUGGCAAAAAUACUUAUUUUCGCUCUGAGUGGUUUCCUCAGAGUGGCAAUGGGCUUCGACAUUGGAUUAUCCACCAAAUGUGUAGAGAUACCCGAGGAGCUGGACAUGUGCCACGAGAUUGGGUACUCCGAAAUGAGGCUUCCCAACCUGAUGGGACACACAAGCAUGGCAGAGGUUAUCCUAAAAUCCACCACCUGGCAGCACCUGGUGCACACAGACUGUCACCCUCACGUGAGGACAUUCCUCUGCUCUCUGUUUGCACCCAUCUGUUUAGAUACAUUCAUCCAUCCUUGUAGGAGUAUGUGUGUUGGUGUCCGGGACAGCUGUGCACCCGUGCUUGCCUGCCAUGGACACUCCUGGCCAGACAGCCUGGACUGCGACCGAUUCCCUGCGGACGAGGACAUGUGUCUGGCAUCGCUUACAAAGGAAUAUAAAUACUUGCACAAAGUCCUACCAAAGCCUGCAUGCCAGACCUGCCCAGCAGUGGAGGAAUUCUUUACACACAAAAGAGUUCUUGAAGUUUUCUGUGACAAUAACUUCGCAGUGAAAGUAAAGCUAUCCAAAAAAAGAACGUUACUUGGUGACCAAGAGUACAACAUUGAAUGCCAAGUGGAAUUUAUUACCCAGGGCUCUCUCUUACCUUACGAAACUCAGAACAUGAUACAACAGUGGCUGCUUAUCAAUGAAAACUGUACACAGAAGAUGACUCAAACGCAUCGUCCUAUGGUAUAUCUCCUUGUGGGGAAGGUUGAAGAGGGUAUCAUUUUAGUGAAUCAGGUUUAUCGCUGGCAGAGGAGGGACUCCCAGCUGACUUUGGCCACUCAGAAGUGGAGAUACCAUAAGUGCUUGUAAAUAUUUAUCCUAAUAUUUGUAAAAAGAUUAUUAUUCUUCUUAUGCCAAACCUGUUUUGUAAAUAGGAAUGUACUAUAAAUGCAAUGUAAAGUCUUCAUGUCCUUUUAAACUGUAUUAUAAGUCGAACUUAAACCUAGUGUUAUCAUAGAC